Messenger RNA from Juglans regia (Persian walnut), 2932 nucleotides. Its product is annotated as probable receptor-like protein kinase At2g23200. The transcript has a single exon. NCBI's taxonomy places the organism in Eukaryota, Viridiplantae, Streptophyta, Magnoliopsida, Fagales, Juglandaceae. Gene Ontology annotation, molecular function: ATP binding; transmembrane receptor protein tyrosine kinase activity. Gene Ontology annotation, biological process: protein autophosphorylation. The record is from RefSeq and is a predicted model, not a curated record. Gene Ontology annotation, cellular component: plasma membrane; plasmodesma. The coding region runs from base 98 to 2563 and encodes 821 amino acids.
UUUUUUCAUACUCUUAUGUCCAAGUCAGUCUUUCUUUCAGAUUUCCACUGCGAUACCCGUAACCACUCAAAAAGCAGCAAUCCUUACCAGAAAAUCCAUGGAAGUUCUUCCCUCCCAUAAGCUUCUUUUCCGACUCUGUCUUCUCGUACCUCUGCAUAUCACCUCACUUCUGUUUCUCUCUUCAGCUUACUCUCCUCCUGAUAAUUACUUCAUCAACUGUGGAGCACAAUCCAACACCAGCGUCGAUACCCGAGUCUUCGUUGGCGACCGGGGUUUCAUAGUCGGAAAGGGAGAAACUGUCAAAAACAGCAACUCAUCAGCAAGCAGUUCACCUCUCUAUCAAACGGCAAAAGUUUUCAAACACCUGUCUUUAUAUAAGUUUGACAUCAACCAGGAUGGCACAUACAUUGUACGCCUCCAUUUCUUUGCUUUCUUGUCACAUACUGAUCUGUCUGUUGCUCGGUUCAAUGUUUCUGUUUCUGGGCUUUCAUUUUUGACGAACUAUAGCUUCCGAAACGUUACUAGUUCUCCGAAGAUUGAGGAAUUCUUGCUCCCCAUCCCAAAAGGUGAAUUUAAAAUCUACUUCAUACCCUACGAGCCAUCUUCGGCUUUUGUGAAUGCCAUAGAAGUCUUUCUUGGCCCCGAGAGCAUCAUCCCUGAUAAGGCUCCUCACAUUACUUCUCAAGGAGCUAAGAGUAACUACACUGGUCUGAGCUCUAAGGUUCUGCAUAAAAUCCAUAGGAUCGACGUUGGAGGUUCUACAUCCAAGCUCGAUGAGUUAUGGAGGAAUUGGGAUUCAGAUGAUAAAUACUUAUACCCAAAAGAUGCCACGUAUCAGUUCAAAGGCGAAACGCCUAAUAACCAGUCCGAAAGGAUCCCCAAGUAUAUUGCCCCAGCUUUUGUGUAUCAGACGUUGAGACGAUUGAAUAUAGAUGGUAGCAGCAACUCCAGUUUACUAAAGGUAACUUGGAGUUUUCCUGUCAAUAAGAAUUCUAACAACUUUCUUCGGGUCCAUUUCUCCGACAUAAUAAGUGUAACACCUAAUGACUGGUGGUUCAAUCUCUAUAUCAAUAGAAAUUUCAGUAAGGAGAUGAGUCCUUACGGUAUAACUGGGACGAUCGGCAUUGUUCCAUUUUACAUCGAUUUUGUGGUUGAUUCGGAUGGUUUGGGAUUUGUGAAUGCUAGUAUCGGCCCAGUGGAGGGCUCUCGGAUAUAUAAUGCCCUUUUGACUGGGUUGGAGAUUAUGGAGGUAGUGAAGGAGUCGGGUUUCAUUCCUCCUAGGGAAAUUGAAGAAGCGAAAAAGAAACAUUCCCCUGCUAUUAUAAUUGGUCCUGCAUGUUUUGGGGCGUUUUUCAUUUUGGUAAUAUUGGUGGCGUUGGGUUUGAAAUUCAGGAAACCAGGGCAUGAUCAGAUUUUGGGAGUGCCUCUUUAUGGAGGAUUUAGUUCGAAAAGCAGGUUGACUCAAAGAGGUCCUAAUGCUUCCCUUGCUGAUCCUAGUCUAAACCUUAGUUUAAGGGUACCUUUUUCUGAAAUACUGCGUGCAACGAAAAACUUCAAUGCAAAAUUAUUAAUUGGUGAGGGUGGAUUUGGGAAAGUCUACAAAGGAACUCUUAAAAAUGGCACCAAAGUGGCUGUGAAACGAAGUGAUCCACGACAUGGGCAGGGUUGGGAGGAAUUCCAAACGGAGAUCAUGGUGUUGUCUCAGAUUCGUCAUCGCCAUCUUGUUUCUCUAAUUGGAUAUUGCGAUGAACGGCGUGAGAUGAUACUGGUUUAUGAAUUUAUGGAAAAUGGGACUCUCAGAGAUCACCUCUAUCAUUCAAAUAACAACUCUGAGAAAUCAACUUCAGGGUCUAAAUUGUCUUGGAAGCAAAGACUAGAAAUAUGCAUUGGUGCGGCAAAGGGCCUGCACUAUCUACACACUGGUGCGGCUGGAGGAAUCAUUCACCUUGAUGUUAAGUCAUCAAACAUUCUUCUCGAUGAACGUUAUGUGGCUAAAGUUACUGACUUCGGCCUUUCGAAAUCCGGCCUCGAUUUGGACAACUUCAGCAUGGGUGUAAAGGGUACCUUUGGUUAUCUUGAUCCAGAAUACCUUAGAACCCUACAGUUGACAAAGAAAUCUGAUGUAUACUCCUUUGGAGUUGUACUUCUUGAAGUUCUCUGUUCUAGACCGGCUAUUAUACAGUCAUCUCAGUAUGAUGAGGUGAGCUUAGUAGACUUGGCGAUGCUGUGGCAAAGGAAAGGCCAACUCGAGAAGAUUAUCGAUCCGGUGCUUGUUGGUAACAUUAAUCAAAAUUCAUUGAAAAUAUUUGGUGAUACUGCAGAGAAGUGUUUGAAGGCAUUUAGUACUGAGAGGCCGACUAUGCAGGAUGUGUUAUUUUACUUAAAUUAUGCACUACAGCUUCAAGAAACUGGGAUGCCCAGAGAGUCAUUCGAGGACAGCGCGACGAUUACCACUUCAUUAGAGUUGCAGUUUCCAAUUAUUUUGAAUUUUUCUGUUCAGGAAGAUGAUGAUGCACCCAUUGGAGGGGAUGAUAGUUCUAAUAUGGAGGUUAGUGAAGUCUAGGGCUUGUUUGAGGAGUGAGAUGAGAUGAAAAUGUUGUAAAUAAUAGUAAAAUAGUUUGUGAAUAGUAGUGAGAUAGUUUGAGUUGAGUAUUUUUUAGAUUUUGGAAAGGGAGAGAAAAAAUUUGAAUAAAAAAUAUUAUAAAGUUAAAAUAUUGUAAUAAUAUAGUUUUAUAAUACUAUUUUUAUUUGGAGAUUUGAAAAAGUUGGAAAUGUUUUUUAUUUUUUAUUUGAAAGUUUGAAAAAGUUGUAAUGAUUAAUUUGAAAAAGUUGUAAUGAUUAGUUUGAAAAUUUUGUAUUUGAAUUAUGUUUGAGAAUAAGAUGGAAUGAGAUGAAAUGAGAUCAAAUAAGAAUUUUGUGUCUCAUCUAAGAC